Molecule: messenger RNA, 2095 nt
Organism: Loxodonta africana (African savanna elephant)
Lineage: Eukaryota; Metazoa; Chordata; Mammalia; Proboscidea; Elephantidae
Product: olfactory receptor 5T9-like
Exons: 1
Coding region: 127-1071 (314 amino acids)
Biological process (GO): sensory perception of smell; G protein-coupled receptor signaling pathway
Cellular component (GO): membrane
Molecular function (GO): odorant binding; G protein-coupled receptor activity; olfactory receptor activity
Source: RefSeq, a predicted model, not a curated record
AUUUCUGAAAAAUCAAUAUGAGGACAUAGUUAACAUUCCUUUAGUUACAAUAUUCUACAUCCCUGUCAUAGAAAUAAAAAUUGUGAUUUCAUGUAUAUUUUCAAGUUUGUUCCAUGAAGUGUCAACAUGAAAAAUGACACAGAAGUCACCACAUUUGUACUGAAGGGCUUCACAGACAAUCGUGAACUGCAGAUCAUCUUAUUUUUUCUAUUUCUAGCAAUCUACCUCUUUACUCUGAUUGGAAAUUUAGGACUGGUUGUAUUGGUCAUUGGGGAUUCCAGGCUCCACAACCCCAUGUACUAUUUUCUGAGUGUGUUAUCAUUCUUGGAUGCUUGCUAUUCAUCAUCUGUUACCCCAAAUAUGUCAGUAGAUUUUAUGUCAAAGAAUAAAGCCAUUUCAUUCCUUGGAUGUGCAACACAAAUGUUUCUGGAUAUAACUUUUGGGACCACAGAAUGCUUUCUUUUGGCAGCCAUGGCUUAUGAUCGCUAUGUAGCCAUCUACAACCCACUCCUCUAUUCACUUAACAUGUCACCCAGAGUCUAUGUGCCGCUCAUCAUUGCUUCAUAUGUUUCUGGUAUUUCACAUGCUAUGUUACACACAGUAGCAACUUUUAGCCUCUCCUUCUGUGCAUCCAAUGAAAUUAGACAUGUCUUUUGUGAUAUUCCUCCACUUCUUGCUAUCUCCUGUUCUGACACUCACAUUAACCAGCCUCUACUCUUCUACGCCGUGGGUUCUAUGGAGAUAUUCGCCAUCCUGAUUGUCCUAAUCUCCUAUGGUUUAAUAUUGUUGGCCAUUCUGAAGAUGCAUUCUGCUGAAGGAAGGCAAAAAGUGUUUUCCACUUGUGGCUCUCACCUAACUGGAGUGUCAGUUUACCAUGGAACAAUCCUCUUCAUGUAUAUGAGACCAAGUUCCAGCUAUGCUUUGGAUCAUGACAUGAUAGUGUCUAUAUUCUACACUAUUGUGAUUCCCAUGGUGAAUCCCAUUAUCUACAGUUUGAGGAACAAAGAUGUAAAAGAAGCAAUAAAAAAAGUGUUUGGGAGAAAUUGGUUUAUCAAUAAAGUAUAUUUUUAACACUAAAAAUUAAAUUUAAAAAAAUCAAGAGUCAUAGCCUGUGUCUCAAUAUAAAGAUAUGAAAAAUUGAAAAAUUCAGUUUCAGUUUAUUAGUGUCUUUCCGUUCUUCUUGAAUAUUUUGAAAUAAAUAGUCAACCUGUAACCUCUGCUAUGUUAACACGGACAGAAAAACCAUGCCAUGAAUUUGCUUCUUACUUUGUUCAUGCUGAUAUAUGUACAUAUGUGCAGGUGUGUAUGGGUAUAUAUACAUACAUAUGUAUACACAUACAUACAAUGGUUCUGUUAUAUAUACAUGUGUGCAUAUAUAUGUAUACAUUCAGUAUUUUUUAUAUUAUAAAAAGUACAAUCUGUUCUUAUACUUUAUUUUAUAUUAUAUUUCAUUUUUAUAUUCUAUUUUUAUAUUAUUUUUUUCACCUUAUUUCUUUUUUUUUUUUUUAAUUUUUAUUAAGCUUCAAGUGAACAUUUACCAUUCCAAUCAGUCUGUCACAUGUAGGUUUACAUACAUCUUACUCCUCCCACUUGUUCUCCCCCUAUUGAGUCAGCCCUUACAGUCUCUGGUUUCGUGCCAAUUUUGCCGUCUUCCCUCUCUCUCUAUCUUCCCAUCCCCCCUCCAGUCAAGAGUUGCCAACACACUCUCCAGUGUCCACCUGAUUUAAUUAGCUCACUCUUCUUCAGCAUCUCUCUCCCCCCCACUGACCAGUCCUUUUCAUGCCUGAUGAUUUGUCUUCAGGGAUGGUUCCUGUCCUGUGCCAUCAGAAGUUCUGGGGAGCAUUGUCUCUGGGAUUCUUCUAGUCGCAAUCAUACCAUUAGGUAUGGUCUUUUCAUGAGAAUUUGGGGUCUGUAUCCCAUUGGUCUCCUGCUCCCUCAGGAGUUGUCUGUUGUGCUCCCUGACAGGGGAGACAUCGAUUGUGGCCGGGCACCAACUAGUUCUUCUGGUCUCAGGAUGAUGUAGGUCUCUGGUUCAUGUGGCCCUUUCUGUCUCUUGGGUUCUUAGUUGUCGUGUGACCUUGGUGUUCUUCCUUUG